Molecule: messenger RNA, 387 nt
Organism: Amoebophrya sp. A25
Lineage: Eukaryota; Dinophyceae; Syndiniales; Amoebophryaceae
Source: the annotation of a GenBank genome assembly
GGACCAGAGCGCAUACGCGUCAGCGUCUUGAAUCUGAAGCCAAGCAAGCGGCGCCCAAACAAGCGGCCCGCCGCAGUUCUGCUCUUAGAAAUGAUACGGUAUUGGCUGAUAAAAAGCGUCUUGCUAUGCCUCUCUUCAUGCUCGGCGCAUUCACUCACCCACCCACUCACUCAGUCGCCAGCUAGAGCCGUUGAAAGAUGAGCAGGGCUCUUUGCAUUGUUGUGUUUUGAGUUUGUUGCUUGGAUUAAAGUAUCUCUGUCCUGUCGUUUCCAAGCAACGCCAGUGAGUCUAGAAAUCGCCAACAAUGUACACUAGGUAAAAAGCACCAACAGCAGAGCGCGUCUCCACAGAGCGGCCGUGUCGUCCAAACAAGUGCUGAAUAUCAGG